UAUUUUUUAUCGGAGAUUUUUAUUUACAAGACACACGCACAGCACUGAGAGUUGCAAGUCCUUUUGUUCCAACGGAACACUUUUGGGCGAACGUCCACGUUCAGGAGCCCUGCUCUGCCCUUUAGCUCUUGCUCUCCGCCAGCCACAACGCAUCCCUCGCUCCUGCGGUUCCUCGAGCUCAAAGAGCGAGCGCUGCUUUCGCUGCCCGCCCUGCCAGCGCCAAGUUUAUCUCAGAUUUAACGCCGUCCCUCCGAGCAGCGGGGAUGCAAUCUCUGCUGGUUCGCUUGGCUUUGUAAACUGCGAGCGGAGGACCAGAGAGAGCCGCUCUCGGGGGCGGAGGCCCCAGGCGGCGAGCUCUCCCGGAGGCUUCGGCAAAGCGACGCGCUGCCAUUCGUCGGCUUCCACGGGGGGGGGGGGGGGCUCUGCCCGGUUGACAUCUCCGGUCCUCUGAUCAUUGCGCCCGAGUUGGUUGGGAAACACAGGCCGGGCCCCAAUUUGGGGUCGGGAGAGCCAGACUGCGAGCUCCGGCUCCCCCAUUUACCGGCCUGUGACCUUGCGUGCCCUCUUGGGCUUCAGGAUUCCCAGCCGGGGGGGGGGGGGGGGGGGGGGUUGGAUGGACGCCGCGGCUUCUCGCCCAGCCAGACGCUCCCGAUCUCAGGUCGGCGCACUCUAACCCUUUCCCCGGCCGGGGCCCCGCCCCUAACCCGACUCCAGGCUGCCCGGAAGAGCAGGAUCAGGAAGCAGCCGCAGGAAACCGCUAGGGAGGAUCCGUUCUCCCGGAGGGGGAGGGGGAGAGGGGGAGGGGGAAGGGGAGGGGGAGGGGCUCCGCGCCGGGGAGGCGUGGCGAGGUUCCGGGGCCGCGCGCGCUCUCCCGGGAGCCGGAGCCGGAAGCCGGCCGCGCCAUCUCGCUCCGUUGGCGCGGAGCCGCCGCUUCGGAGCGCCUCGGGGCUGGCGGCCGGAUGGGGGCUCGGAGCACGCGGGCCGCGGCGCCGCUGCUGCCGCUCGUCGCCCUCCUGCCGCCCACCCUCGCCUCCUGCCUCUUCUCGGUGGACGCCUCCACAGCCACGGGGCAGCUGCAGCCGUUCUGGAGGAGCACGGGCUUCUGCCCACCUUUGCCCCAUGAAAAGUCAGACCGAUACGAUCUCAGCAAAGACCAGCAGCUCAAUCUUGCCUAUAUUGCAUCUAUCCCUCAUGGGGGCAUCGAACAGGUCCGAAUUCAUUGGUUACUGGACCUCAUCACAGUCAGUGUCAUUGAUGGAGAUCUUCGUUACAACUUUACCAACCUGGAUAGAUUUUUGGAUCUUCUCCGGGAGAAUAAACUCAUUCCAGGAUUUGAAUUGAUGGGGAGCCCAUCCGGAUACUUUACUGACUUUGAAGAUAAGAAGCAGGUGUAUGAAUGGAAGAAUCUGGUCACCCUAUUAGCUAAGAGAUAUAUUGAGAAGUACGGCUUGCACCAUGUCUCCAGAUGGAAUUUUGAAACUUGGAAUGAGCCGGAUCAUCACGACUUUGACAAUGUGUCCAUGACGAUUCAAGGCUUCCUGAACUAUUAUGAUGCUUGCUCAGAAGGCCUGAGGGAAGCAAGCUCGAGGCUGAAGUUUGGAGGACCUGGUGACUCCUUCCAUCCGUUCCCUAAGUCCCCCAUUUGCUGGAACUUACUCAGCCACUGCAACAAUGGGACAAACUUCUUCACUGGUGAGAAGGGCGUGCGCCUGGAUUAUAUCUCCUUGCACCGGAAGGGCGGGGGCAGCUCUGUCUACAUCCUUGAGCAGGAAAAGGAAGUUGUCCAGCAGAUCCAGAGCCUUUUCCCCAAUUUCACCCAUGUCCCUAUUUAUAACGAUGAGGCUGACCCGCUGGUGGGCUGGUCCCAGCCUGAGAUCUGGAGAGCCGAUGUGACCUAUGCAUCUAUGGUUGUGAAGGUCAUAGCCCAGCAUCAGACCUUGCUGUCAGAGCCCAACAAUACCCUGAACUAUACCCUGCUGAGCAAUGAUAAUGCCUUCCUGAGCUACCACCCACACCACUUUACUCAGAGGACACUGACUGCCCGCUUCCAGAUGAACAACACAGAGCCGCCCCAUGUGCACCUAGUCCGAAAGCCCGUGCUCACUGCCAUGGGACUGCUGGCCCUGCUGGGUGGAACUCAACUGUGGACAGAAGCUCGCUGUGAGGGGCUGCUGGUGGACAGCAAUCACACACUGGGAGUACUAGCCACCUCUCACUGGCCUGAGGAGCCAUCUUCACCAGACAGCUGGCAGGCCACAGUGCUGGUAUAUGCCAGUGAUGACAAUCAGACAUCUGCCAAUCUCAGCACUGUCACUAUACAGCUCAACAAUGUCCCACCGGCUACAGAUCUUGUCUACAUGACCUACUAUAUGGACAAUAAUCUCACCAACCCUUACCUGGAGUGGAAGAAACUUGGCUCACCUGUCUUCCCCACUAUAAAGCAAUUUCAGCAGAUGAGAGAGACUGAGGAUGCUGUAGCCGCAGGCCCAUUUCCAUUUCCUGAAAAUGGCCAGCUGAUCCUAAAGCAGGAGCUUUCGGUACCCUCAAUCCUUCUCCUUCAUGUGUGUUCAAAGCCACACCUGCCUCCAAACCAGGUGAAUGGCGUCCGAAUCUUGCCUCUCACGAGAGGGCAGAUCACGCUGAUCUGGGAUGAUGGCUGCGUGAAUUCCAAAUGUCUGAGGACAUAUGACGUUGAAUUCUCCCAACAUGGACAUAUAUACAGAGGAAUCAAAAGGAAGGAGUCAACUUUUAACCUUUUUGUCUUUGCUCCAGAUAACGCCAACGUCACUGGCUUCUACCGGCUCCGUGCUGUGGAUUACUGGGGCCGUUCGGGCCCGUUCUCCACCCCUGUUUACUACAAAGAGGCAGCUGCAUGAGGUGGGCAGCUAUCUGUGAGACGACCUUCUGCUGGAGACCUACACAGGCUGGGAGUUCUGGGACUGAUGCUCCUGGGGGAGGGGGGUACCUGUGGUGCCAAGAAUUCCAAGUGGGCCUAAAGUCACAUGAUGCAGGCUUUGAGCUUAGGCACAUCUUCUUGGACCUCGGUUUCCUCAUCUGUAAAUUGGAACAAUUAUAUUUGUAUUACUGAUGUCAUGAACUAACAUUUUCUCUUAAAUAGUAUUUUAUUUUUCCAAAUACAUGCAAAAAUAGUUUUCAACACUCACCUUCACCAAACCUUGUAUUCCAAAAUUUUCUCCCAGCACCCCAUCCUCAGACAGCAAGAAAUUCGAUAUAGGUUAAACAUGUGCAAUUCUUCUAAACUUGUAUGUCAGCGAUCUGAGAAACAAAAAUUUCCAUAUCCUUUUGGGGAAGGGGCUUUAUCAAUCUCACAAUUAAUAUUCUAUCAAUCCUCAAGUAGCGAUGUGUUGGGGACCAGGCCUGGGAUGGUGAUCCUUCCAACCUACAGGACAACACAGAGCACCAAACCUGGCCUCCCUGCUCUUUUCUUCCUUGAGGGACCAGUGAAAUGACGUCCAGAAACUUGCUCCCUGGCAAUCAUUAUAACAAUCACUGUCAUCCUAUUUCUGUGACCUUGUAACAUUGGCAAAACACUUUCCCCAGAGCAGUCAUAAAUGGUGGACGGGACAAGGAUUGUUACCCUGAUUUAUAGAUGAGAAAACUGGAGCCAGGAGAUGAAGGGGUUUGUCUCUGCGUGUCUCAGCUGGGAUUUCCACCCUCUUGGUUUUCCAGUUAAGUUCAGAUUCUUUGAGUUGGCCCCUCACAGUCUGGCACCAUCAUCCUUUUCUCUUCCAUCUGAUGUCAUUCAUCUUAAUUCACUUUGCUUCUUGGCCAUCUUCGUCUCAUCAGCCAGUCAGCACAUAGUCCUCCCUUCCCUCCUCUCCUUAGCCUAUUUCCAGUUCCAAAACCACAAUUAAAUCAAUGCUGUCAUUGCUUUGGGGUGAAAUAGGGCAGUGCACUUUAUGGCUCCAUUCAUUACUCUUGUAAUCUUCCAAGCCUAAAUGUCCUCCCUGGCCACCCAUCCCCCAUCUAUGUUACUCCUCCCACUGCAUCUAGAUCCCCAGUUCUUAAACACAUGCUUGGUGCAUUUACUGUUUAAAAUUCUUGUUCCGGCCAAACUGAUCCACGGGUUGUUCUCCGAAUAGGCUGAACAUUAUUUAGACCAUUCCCCGUGCCCAGGAUGACGUCCCUUCCACACUUACUCUAUUGGAAUUUCUACCCAUUCUUUAAAGUCCCCCCCAAAUCACCACUUCCUCCAUGAAGCCUUCCUUGAUCCCCCUUGUCAAUAAUGACCUUUCCCCUUGGCCCUCCCCUGGCACCUGGUAAUUAUUUCUGCAAUGAGCAGAUCAUAUUAACAUGAACUAAAGGUUAUACCAGGUGAAGGUUCUGAUGGGGGAGUUUCCAAUAAGGUAGAAAGUUUAAGAAGCUGGGUAACUACACUCAUACGCUGCUGAUGGAUAUGUCAGUUGGUCCAAGCUUUCCAGAAAAGAAUUUGGAAUUCUGGGAGAAAAAUCUCACCUGCAAGUUGCACACUUUUACUUAGUGAUUUAUAGCCCAGGAAGUCAAAAAGAGAGGAACAGGCUAUUCCAUACCAACAUAUAGUAGCAAAAAACUUAAAAUAAUGGGGUGCCUGCCCAUUAAUGGGGAUUGACUGGACAAACUGGCGUGGGAAAAUAAAGACUAAUACUCCAUAAAAUGGAGGGAUAUGAAGAAUCCUACAAAAAUGUUAAACAACUUGUAUGAAUUAAUACAGAGAAAGACAAUCAGAAUCAGGGAGCACUAUACCCCAAAACACCAAAAAUGUAAAGGAAAAUGGGAUGCAAGAGCAGUUCGGUUCUGACUAAUUGCAAUAAUCAUUGUUGGAGAAGUAAAGGUGAAGUGCAAGUCUCCUCUUAGUAAAAAGGUGGAGCACCAUGUGUGGGGGAUUUUGUGCACGAGCUUGUUUGGCUUUAUUCAAAUGGUUUUCUUUGUUCAAAGGGGAGAUUCAAUAAGGGGUGCAUUUGAAGGAGAAAUAACUAAUGUGACUAUUAAAGAUCAAUGUAAUUUUAAAACUUUUGUUUUUUUAAAGUAGGGCUGGGUGAGCAGACACAGGCGAGGUAAGAGCAGAGGAGAAAGCAGUAGAGCAUAUGGUCAUCAUGGUUCCCAAUGCCAGGAAUCAUGGUAGGAUGCUGAUGAUUUCAGAGCCUGGGCAAGAGACCAGUAUGCUUCAACAUGGGGUCAGCCAGGCGACACAGUGGAUGGAGCACCAAUCCUGGAGUCAGGAGGACUUGGACACUUGACACUUACUAGUUCUGUGAUCCUGAGCUAGUCACCUCCAAUUACUUCUUUAAAUAAACUAUUCUACUUGCUACCAAAAAAAUUCCAGGAAGACUUUUAGAUGGCAGGUAGGGCCAUAACCUAAACAUUUACCAUAAGGAUGGUGUUCUUGAAAUAACUUUGUCCUUUGGGAAUCAAAGGGUAUUAAAGAGGAAUUACAAUUGUAAUUCCUCUGAAGGUAUGGGAAAUUGCAUUUAUUUUGUGUAGGUAUAAAAGAAUGCUCUUAUUUUUUUCUAGUAAAUUUAUUAUUUUUUUAAAUACA
Messenger RNA from Sarcophilus harrisii (Tasmanian devil), 5536 nucleotides. RefSeq names its product alpha-L-iduronidase (gene IDUA). The coding region runs from base 960 to 2876 and encodes 638 amino acids. Gene Ontology annotation, molecular function: L-iduronidase activity. Gene Ontology annotation, biological process: carbohydrate metabolic process. NCBI's taxonomy places the organism in Eukaryota, Metazoa, Chordata, Mammalia, Dasyuromorphia, Dasyuridae. The record is from RefSeq and is a predicted model, not a curated record. The transcript is spliced from 14 exons.